GACUCCUCUCUCUCUCUCUCUCUCUCUCCUCUCUCUUCUUUCUCUCUCUACGUUUGUUUAAUGUAAAAAUCCUGCACGUUUUUCUGUGUGCAGAAAGGGGAAAAAGGAGAGGGGGGAGGGAUUAGCUAUACCUAGCUGAGCUGCGAUGGCGAGAAUUUUAUUCGGCUUUCCGGCGACUGACGGAGGAGCCGGAGUACUGUCGGCCGGCUGGUGGGACGAGGUUAACGACUCCGUUAAAUGGCAAGACGGAAUAUUCUUCUCUCUCUGCGCCGUUUACGCCCUCGUUUCCUCCGUCGCCCUUAUUCAAUUGAUACGUAUUGAACUGAGGGUGCCCGAGUACGGAUGGACUACUCAGAAAGUCUUCCACCUGAUGAACUUCGUUGUGAAUGGAGUGCGUGCCGUUUUGUUUGGAUUUCAUAUGCACGUAUUUCUCUUCCAUCCUAAGGCCCUGACGUUGGUACUUCUGGAUCUUCCGGGCCUGCUGUUCUUUUCUACGUACACACUUCUUGUCCUUUUCUGGGCCGAAAUAUAUCACCAGGCUAGAAGUUUGCCGACCGAUAAACUGAGAAUAUUCUACAUUGCUGUCAAUGCUGUAGUUUACUUCAUACAGGUCUGCAUCUGGGUGUACCUCUGGGUAAACGAUAACAGUGUUGCUGAAUUUGUCGGAAAGAUAUUUAUUGCAGUUGUAUCCUUCGUAGCUGCAUUAGGGUUUUUGCUAUAUGGAGGAAGAUUGUUUUUCAUGCUGAGACGCUUCCCCAUUGAAUCUAAAGGGAGGAGAAAGAAACUUCACGAGGUUGGAUCUGUGACAGCUAUAUGCUUCACCUGUUUUCUUAUAAGGUGCUUCGUGGUCGGGCUGUCAGCUUUUGAUUCAGAUGCAUCACUGUACGUAAUUGACCACCCGGUUUUGAACUUCAUCUACUACACGCUGGUCGAGAUUCUUCCUUCAGCUCUCGUCUUGUACAUUUUGCGGAAGCUGCCGCCUAGAAGAGUGUCUGCCCAGUACCACCCCAUCCGCUAGUCACCGGAAAAGCCCACAACCACCACCACCACCAAUUACACGCAAUGUAUAUUUAAUCGGUGGUGGCGAUCAAAUUCUAGAGUAUUUCUCACGGCUCCAGCUUUUUUGAAAUUACUGGACUAGGAGAUAUGAAAUUCAGUCAUCGCAGAAAAAAAAAUAUCCCGAUUUUAUUUAUGGAUUCUGGGAUCAAACGUUUCGCAAAAACUUUCUUUAAUUUCCAUCAUUCCAUGUAUUUUUAUUCAGUGUUGUGUCAUAUAUAUAAAUCGAUUUUCGCAGAAAAUCACGAGUUUCUUAUUCGUCU
Erythranthe guttata (spotted monkey flower) is the source of this 1319-nucleotide messenger RNA. RefSeq names its product tobamovirus multiplication protein 1. The record is from RefSeq and is a predicted model, not a curated record. Gene Ontology annotation, cellular component: plant-type vacuole membrane. Lineage: Eukaryota; Viridiplantae; Streptophyta; Magnoliopsida; Lamiales; Phrymaceae.